Molecule: messenger RNA, 2451 nt
Organism: Aspergillus versicolor CBS 583.65
Lineage: Eukaryota; Fungi; Ascomycota; Eurotiomycetes; Eurotiales; Aspergillaceae
Product: kinesin family protein
Exons: 6
Coding region: 1-2451 (816 amino acids)
Biological process (GO): microtubule-based movement
Cellular component (GO): nucleus; microtubule; kinesin complex
Molecular function (GO): ATP hydrolysis activity; microtubule motor activity; ATP binding
Source: RefSeq, a predicted model, not a curated record
AUGACCUCGACAAAUUCCCCGUCGUCCCUCUUCCAGGUGUAUCUCCGCCUCCGACCCCCAAUCUCCCAACAACAGGACGAUUUGCCAGAACGUUGCCUGGCUGUAGAGGGGCCCGAUACCUCACAUUCGAUCAAUAAUGGACCCAGCGCUGUGGUCCCAACUCAUAUCACUUUGCAGCCUCCCAGUGAUUCCCGAAAGCGCGGCGUCGAGAGAUUUGGAUUUACUCAAGUAUUCGACGAGUCAGCAUCACAACUCAAUGUUUUCGAAGACACUGAACUACAAUCAAUAAUCAAAGGUGUUUUGAUUGAGCAGAGGGAUGGGCUGGUAGCAACACUAGGGGUGACAGGAAGUGGCAAGAGCCACACAAUUCUAGGCUCAAAGACACAAAGAGGAAUCACUCAGAUGAGUCUUGAUGUGAUCUUCAGAUCUUUGGCCUCCACAAUCAAACCAGCCGACAACACCAUUCCCCCCAUCCUUUUAGCCUCCGUGGCUGCAUCAGACACGUCUGAAUCGCAGAUGUUCGCGGCGCAUACUUUCCUUGAGGCUGUCUAUGGCGAGCCUGGUGCAGACCGUGGAAGAAACUCCAGGGCCCAAACUCCUACUAGUUCUGGAAGGGCCCACACUCCAAUGGCGGUAUGGAAAUCACCUCUCCCAAACCCACUUCAACGAGCCCCAAAGCUAUACCCCCUUGGACCAUGGAGCAUAUCCCAAUGCUUCUAUCAGCCAGGGCUAUUGGCUCAGACCAAUACAAGCACUCUAAGCACCAAUAUCACGCCACGAGCAACAGCUUUGAACGGUCCUAACCCCCCACAAACAGCCAGAAAUGAUCGAUCCAACACCGUUGACUUUCAGUACGCUAACCUAAUUUCUCGAAUGAUAAAGGAACCCACACCCGCUCUUAUCUUUCCCCGUCGCCAUGUGCCUAUGAGGGCUAGCACUUUGCCACGAUCACCGGAUGUGAACCAUCUGACACUCGAAUUGAACCCCCAUUCCGAGUACAUCGUUUUGGUAUCAAUGUAUGAGGUUUAUAAUGACCGGAUAUUCGAUCUUUUAUCGCCUGCCAUUGUGCCCGGCCAGGGAAGUGCCGUUUCGCGCCAGGGAACAUCGUCUCAGAAGGAUCGACGGAAGCCUCUAUUUUUCAAGUCAACUGAAGGAUCCCCUGACCGGAAGGUUGUUGCAGGAUUGCGAAAAAUUGCCUGUAGUACGUACGAGGAAGCAUUGGCAGUCCUCGAAAUAGGCCUUACUGAGCGCAAAGUGACGGGAACUGGCUCCAAUAGUGUCAGCUCCCGUAGUCAUGGCUUCUUCUGCCUUGAAAUCAAGCGAAGAAUGCGAAACAAGCGGACUGGCGAGGAAACUUGGAUAGGAAAUACCCUUACUGUCGCGGAUCUUGCAGGAUCCGAGCGAGCAAGAAACGCAAAAACCGCCGGUUCUACUCUCGCCGAAGCGGGUAAGAUCAAUGAAAGCUUGAUGUACUUGGGCCAGUGUCUGCAAAUGCAGAGUGGUAUUCAGGACGGGAAUAAGACGGCCAUGGUUCCUUACCGACAGUGUAAACUCACGGAACUACUCUUCUCCAACUCUUUCCCAUCGAACAAUUCGUCAACCAUCAACCGGAACCCGCAGAAGGCUAUCAUGAUUGUAACUGCAGACCCAUUGGGAGACUAUAAUGCAACUUCACAAAUCCUACGAUACUCAGCCCUGGCACGAGAAGUUACUGUUCCCCGGGCGCCGUCCGCCGAGUCGAUACUAUCAAGUACUCUCGGGUCGCGAAAGGAAUCUGGUGGGCGCCAAUCGCCACAGCCUGGGGUGGCGGAAGAGCUAGAAAAGGCGUUGGCUGAGAUUCAACGGCUCACAGCAGAGAACGAUAGACUCAAUCUGCGACUGACAGAAGAGGAAAUAUUGCGGGCUGAGACAGAAACUGCACUUAUCGUAAGCGAGGACAGAUGCCUUCUAAUUGAGCAGGAAGUGCGAGAAGAAUGCUGGGUUGAAAUGGAUGAGAGAAUGGAACAGGAGAGAAAAAGAUGGCAAAGCGCGUGGGAUGAACAGACUGGCCGCACCGAUGAUCACAUAGACAAGAAGAUUGAGCUUCUGUCUCGUGGUUUCCAGAUCCACGAAGAUCCGCAACCAUCCUCUGAUGAACGAGUGGAAGAGCUCGAGUUCGAAAACGAUCAGUUGCGCAGCAAGAUUACCGCGCUGGAGCGUGAAUUGAACUGCAGGUCGCCGUCAAAGAAAUCCAAAUCCAAGAACACUACACUGGAGACUUCUCGCAACGCCAAUUGCCUCGGCCGCGAAAGCGACAUUGAAGUAGCGCUGCGCAAGAUGGAUCACCUAAAACUGGCAGACAGCAUGUUCAAAGGUUACCCUGCUGCAGAUUCUCCCGGGAAGAAGCAGAGGAAAAUUUCAACUCGAAAAUGGGAUUUUGCACCAGAGGACGAUCUCGAAGAACUCUGGUAG